Molecule: messenger RNA, 1017 nt
Organism: Eurytemora carolleeae
Lineage: Eukaryota; Metazoa; Arthropoda; Copepoda; Calanoida; Temoridae
Exons: 12
Coding region: 274-921 (215 amino acids)
Source: RefSeq, a predicted model, not a curated record
GGUAGUUUGACAGUUUUUCUUCUGGUUCAACUCAGCCUCUGUACAGGACUUAAUGUUAUUCCCGAGGAUGGAUAUGAAGAACUUCGGAAUCUGCUAAAUCGUUUAGAAUCAAGAACCAGAACUCUGGAGGCUAGAGUAGAGUAUCUAGAACAGGAGUUGAACUCAAUCGAUCAAAUAACAAGGGAACAGAAUUCCAGCGUUAAGAUCACUAGGACGGAUUCCCAGGUCGUUGAAAUCUCUAGGCUUGAGAGGUUGGAGCAGAGGUUUGAGAUUAUGGAGGAGAUCUUGGCUCAACCUGAUGGGAAAGAGGAUGUUAAGUACGAUGAACUACAACAAGGAUAUGGAACCGGGAAACAAUUUCUCUUUCCCUUCAUCCCUGCAUCCAGUUCAACUGCAGCAUCAUCUUCGACAUCAUGCUCAUGCACAUCAGAGAUACAGGAGCUUAAUGACGUUAUCAAUUUUGUAUCAGCUAGGUCUAAACCAGUACAGGGAGGUGUAACCGGAGGUUAUGAAAUAUUUGAUGAGGCUCAAUUUCAAUAUAGUGAGAUAUUUGCGAAUAUAACGAACCUAUACAGUAAGGUUCAGGCCAACAGAGCGGAUAUAGAUACUAAAUGCAGCAAGAAGAAAUGUGAUAUGAUAUUGAACAAGGCAAAGAAGGUGAACCAAAUGGUAAAGUUCCUCUCCACCAUGAACAUCACUUACUUAGAGACCGUCGUGAACAUGCUCAGUACAAGUACUGCCACUGCUACAUUAACCAACCUGGACGCAUGUUUGAAGGAUCCCACCUCUGCUACAUGUACUGCUGCUUAUGGGGACGCUGCAGCACUUCCUACUAUUCUUGCAUCCAAGUGUGCUGGAUCAGUGUGUACUGCACUUCAGAGCUGUAUGACGAAUCCUACUUCUGCAGCAUGUACAGGUUAGCGUCAUAUGUAUGUACAAUUCUUUUUAUUGUGUUAAUAACAAGGAGCGAAAUUUAUUGAAAUAUUAUUCAGACGACUUUACUAUUGUUUCAGAUCU